AUAAAAACAUUAAAUAGAUAAAGCUUUAUGGGACUUUAGUUUUUAGAAAAGAGGGCUGUUGUAAGGAAGAGGACUCCCCACAGUAAGCAGAAUCCCCACGCCUCCCACACUGCUUCCUCUGUACUGAUUGUCUUGUUUUCACACACUCAACUGAUCGCACUCCAGUCACAGGACAGCAUGACUAGCGGAUACAAGGACGGAACACCUGAAGAGGAAUACACUCACUCACCGUUCAUCAGGAAACAGGGGAACAUUUACAAACCAAAUAAUAAAGAAAUGGAUAACGACAGCAUCAACGAAAAGACACUUCAGGAUGUCCACACCAAGGAGAUUGACCUGGUCAACCGGGACCCAAAGCAUUUAAAUGACAAUGUGGUGAAGGUGGACUUCGAGGACGUGAUCGCUGAGCCUCCCGGCACCUACAGCUUCGAUGGCGUGUGGAAAGCGAGCUUCACCACCUUCACAGUAACAAAGUACUGGUGCUACAGGCUGCUGACGGCCCUAGUGGGCAUCCCGCUUGCCCUGCUAUGGGGCAUCUUCUUCGCCAUCCUCUCCUUCAUCCACAUCUGGGCGAUGGUGCCUUGUGUGAAGAGCUUCCUAAUCGUGAUCCACACUUUCAGUCGAAUCUACUCCAUCUGUGUGCACACCUUCUGCGACCCACUGUUCGAAGCCAUAGGGAAGUGCUUCAGCAGUGUGCGGGUCACAACCACCAAGGUGGUGUAGGGACAGGGAGAAGGAAAAGAGUCAGAGGGAUAGGGUGGGAUGGGGGAAUGGAAACCAAUGUCCGAUGCAGGGAGAUAAAUCACAUGAUAAACCUCUAUAAUAAAGAGGGAGAGAUGGAGGGUUGCACUGUAUUUAGGUGGCCCUUAGGUAAGACUCUCCUCUCCGUCUCUUUUUUUAAUGAGCUUUGUCUCCUCUCAGCUUUGGAUUCCGUGGGGCGCAGGGGACGUGUGUUAAAAAUUCUCAUUUUUUGUCAUUUGUUAGAAUUUAUCAACGUAGGAAUACCGUUUCAGCCUGACUUUUGAAGGGACAGUUCAUGCAAAAGUGCAAAUUCUGGCCCCAUUUACACUAGUGUGUUUUUGUUUUAAAACGGCAUGUAGGCAGCUGCAGUAUUAAAAAAUGCUGAGUUUAACUGCACAAUGGCUGCUAAAAGUGACAACAAAUCCAGCAAAAAUCGCAGUUCAGUCUCCAUGUUAUUGUUUACACGGUCGCCAAGGAUACGCAGAGUGAACAUGGGCAGCCACGCCAUUGUUUCAAAAGUCUCUGUUUUGGUCCGUUUAUUUUGAAAUGCAACCCAGGCGUUUUCAAACUAAAACGGGGUCUGCAGCGUUUUCGCCGGUGUAGUGUAAACGACAGGCAAAACCCUAGCAAAAUGUAUGCGUUUAAAACGAAAACGCACUAGUGUAAACAGGGCCUAAUCCUCAUGUCAUUCCACGUCCGUCAAGCUCCAAAAACACCAUAAAAGUGAUCCACAUGACUUGUGUGCUAUUUUUCAAAUCUCUCAAAAUCAUAUGAAUAAUAUGAAAUAUAGAUCAUGAGUCACAUGUUUUUGUUGUUGUUUUUUUGUGUUUUUUUUUGUGUGUGAUUUUUGUCCUUUUUGGUGCUUGAUGGUGGUCACCAGUGUUGGGGAAAGUUACAAUAUUGCGUUGAUCCCCAAAAAAGUAACUAAUUGCGUUACUUUUUAUGGAAAGUAAUGUGUUACGUUACUUUUGCAUUACUUCAUCUCAUCUGGGCUGGGCUGUUUGUUUGUUUUUAUAACAACAAAAAAGUUCUACUUUUGGCAAAAGUGAAAUGAAUAAGAAAACAAAGUAACUUCAGUUACUUAUUUGAAAAAGUAACUCAGUAAAAAGUAACUGUUGUAAAUUUAAAAGUAAUGCGUUACUUUACUAGUUACUUGAAAAAAAGUAAUCUGAUUACGCAACUCGCAUUACUUGUAAUGUGUUACCCCCAACACUGGUGGUCACUAUCAUUAAAUAGAAUAUAUUUUAUAAAUAUAUAAAUGUAAAAAAUAUAAAUAUAAAAAAAAUGUAAAAUAUAUAAAAAUAAAUAUUUUAAGGUGCAGUCGCAUUAGCAAUCGCUCGGAUUCCUUUUGAAGUAACUGGAUUUCGACCGUGAAAAUUUGCCGAACAAACAGAAAAUGUGACUGCAGUUUUAUCGUUAAAUAUUGCGCAGUUUGGAACGACAUUAGUUUGAGUAAAUAAUGACAGAAUUUUCAUUUUUGGGUGAACUAUCCCUUUAAGAUUUGCUUGCUGGGACAAGGCUGUGAAUUUGUUGUGGGUUUGUUUUUUGUCCCCUAUCGUUCAUUGACUAUCACAUCCACUUAGUCGGUCCAAAAUACUUCCAUUGUGUCAUCUAAACAUUAUAUACAAGAUUCUAAAAGUUUUGCUAUGUUCAUUCUUCCAUUUUGGGUACUAUCACCCUUUUUUUGUCAUCAGUGGGGUUUAUGUAAUCCAAACGUUUUUUUUGGUUUCGGGGAAUCUGAACGAAUUUUCGAGAAAUAAGUAGGCGUGGCCCUGCUGAUGUUAAGACUGCCCGUCACACUGCAUGUUGCUACUAAAUAUGGUGGAUGGCCCGAACAUGGGGCAAAAGAGGUGCCCUCACUGAACCCUUUGUCUACUCAGCAUAUACUAACAAAGAGACUGUUCCUGGCUCUGACAUGUAACGCUUCAAACCGGUCAUCAUGUCAACAGGUUUUUGAGUGGCAGAGAAUGUCUUUACAACUUCCAGAGAGACAUCAUGUGAAGCUAGCAACUAUAGGACAUAAAGCUAGCUAGGUCGUGAACUUUAACACGAAAGCACAUUACCACAGCCUUAACAUUUACUUAAACUUUAUUUGCAGUCUUUAAAGAUGAAGAAUUCGUUUUUUGCAUUUUUUUUUUUUUUAAAUGUUGUUUCUGCAAUACAAAGUGGCAUCAUUUGGUUUGGAAUUUUGUCCCGUAAACAAACCUGUCUGCUUCUCUGUUUAUUCACUGUCACACACACAUUCACAUUCACACACAUACACACUGGCAAAGACUGGCAGCAAACCAAAGUUUCCAGCAUCAGAGGCUGCUGCUAAAGUGGGGUUUAUAUAGUAUUUUGUACUGACAUUAUGCUCACUUCUGUCACCCUUUGUCUACCCGCUUUGACUUUGUCUACCUGCUGUCUUAGUAUCUAUUGCGAUGCAUUUGCUUCAAUGAGUCUGCCUCUGUAGAUGAGAUCGUAUUUUUUUAUGAAAACUGAAAUUCUCUUUCCUUGCUUUUACUGUAAAAUCACAUAAUGCUGUGCACAUUAAAGAAAAUUUAAUAUAAAUCAA
Messenger RNA from Ctenopharyngodon idella (grass carp), 3295 nucleotides. It is a transcript of the gene cav1, whose product is annotated as caveolin 1. Gene Ontology annotation, cellular component: caveola; perinuclear region of cytoplasm; cytoplasmic vesicle. The transcript has 3 exons. Bases 178 to 723 code for a protein of 181 amino acids. Gene Ontology annotation, biological process: caveola assembly; negative regulation of endothelial cell proliferation; negative regulation of protein tyrosine kinase activity. Gene Ontology annotation, molecular function: molecular adaptor activity; protein kinase binding; transmembrane transporter binding. NCBI's taxonomy places the organism in Eukaryota, Metazoa, Chordata, Actinopteri, Cypriniformes, Xenocyprididae. The record is from RefSeq and is a predicted model, not a curated record.